AUGAGCAAGCUACUGAAACUGGCGUCAAUUGCCGGCCUUACGUCAAGCUUGGGCGCCGCAGGUUACAUGUAUGUUGUCGACAGAAACGGGUACCACUUCAAAAAUGCGACUUGGAAACGCGUAUCGGACCAUGUGCAGGGCCUGUUAGAUCGCAAGAGCGACAUCGUGGUGCAUGCGAGGGGCCAGAAUGCCAAAGACGUGGUGCUCAGACCUUGGACUGAGACGAUGAAGGACAUGUGGAACGAGCAGAUUCGAAGCGGCGUUGAUUGGGUGUACUCGUUGGGGAAGUAG
This is a messenger RNA of Lachancea nothofagi CBS 11611, 291 nucleotides long. Lineage: Eukaryota; Fungi; Ascomycota; Saccharomycetes; Saccharomycetales; Saccharomycetaceae. The record is from the annotation of a GenBank genome assembly.